UCUGACGUCAUCACCCUGUCCUCUGCUCACGGAGUGGCUUUGUGUGUAAUGCGACGCGAAGAACAGGUCUAGACGGAAGAAAGCAGAUAGAUAGGUAGCAAAUCAGUGUAGCAACUGCAUAGAUAAGUAUAUAUCGUGUUUUGAUGAUGCCGUAUUCUCGUGUUCAUUUUUUUAAAUCAGAAAAUCAGUUUCGGAUAAAUCCUCUGGUUAAAUGGAAGGCAGCCACCAACAAGCAGAAAUAGGGGGCUAAGAAAGAUGUAAAAAUAAUCCCGGAGACUGAAAUUAACCUAUCGUCUACAGAUCACAAAAAUCAUAAGCUAACAAGGCACUCUAUGGUCAUGCUUAACCUCUGAGUGACAAAAAUCUUCUUGUUCACAGAGGUUGAUCUCCAUUUGGAUUGCGCUUGCAAGCCCCUCCCUCUACGGGAGAGGUGACGGGGGGCCACAAGCCAUGGAGGUGGCAUGUGGGGCCGCUGAGGAGCAGACGCCUCCGGAAGGAGGCGUGGCCAAGUUAACAGAAACAGUGCCCAGUCCUCCCCAAAAUGUUGCGCCUGGCCUGACCUUGGAGGGAUUGAAAGUGGAGACGAAGGUGGCAGCAGUCCGUAAUGUCAAAAAGGACAUUCCAGCAAAGAAAGACAGACUGGAGCCACUGAAGAUAGACAUGACCAAGCACUUCCUGUUGCCACCCACCUCUGCCCAGCUCUCCCUGCAGUGCCUGGAGUGUCACAUCAUUUUCAGCGACCACAAGAGCAAGGAGCGCCACCUGAAGCAGAGUCACCCGGCCGAGUACGAGCAGUGCAUGCUGGGGGACGCCCUUUUCGCCUGCUACGUCUGCGACCGCCACUUCACCUGCUCCACUGAGCUCAUGGCCCACCAGCGGGCCCACACGGAGAAGCAGCCGUUCAAGUGCCCCAUCUGCGGCGAGGCCUUUCGCCGGUCCUCCGAGCUGACCAUCCACAAGAAGGUCCACUUCGGCCUGCAUGGCUACACCUGCGCGGACUGCGGGAAGCCCUGCAAGACCCUGACCCUGCUGAAGUACCACCAGCGCACGCACACCGGGGAGAGGCCCUAUGUGUGCAAGGACUGCGGGAAGAGGUUCAGCAUGUCCAAGGCUCUCCAGAAGCACCUGCUUACGCACACGGCAGAGGAAGCGGAUGGGGACGGGGGAGGGACUGUACUCCUGACCCCCACCGGAGAGGCCACACACAUUAAGAGGCUGGGUGCCAGCUCACAGGGUAAACCUGCCAUAACCUUUUCAUGCUCCUUGUGUGACGGAAUCUUCAAGACUGCAAAGACAAGGCUGCAGCACAUGAAGCUCAAACAUUCCCACAACAGAGAGACCUUGCAAAACAGUAUUGCAGCAAAGAGGGACCAUCAAAAUGAAGGCCAGCCUGUGGAGACCCACACAGAGAUUUGUCUGCCUGCACAGGCCUUGCAACACAUGCAGACAUUCGCACAAGGCCAGCCAUUACAGCAGAUUGAAACGCUUGGACAGGAGCAGAUGCAGGAGUUGAUUUCCACAUUGGGUCAAGAACAGGUAAAAGACAAGAUGGAGAUAAUGGGGCCGGAGCAUAUGCAAGUACAGAGAGAAACGAUGGGACAGGAAGUGGUGGAGAAACAGACAAAGGAACUAGAAUGGGCCCAACGACUGACCGAAGCAUUAUGUCUAGAACAGAGGGCGCCUGAAUCACUGGUUCUAGAACAGACACAGGGACAGACUGAAACAUUGUGUCUAGAACAGAUGGCACCUGAAACACUUGUUCUAGAACAGACACUGGAACAGACUGAAACGUUAUGUCUAGAACAGAGGCCACCGGAAACACUGGCUGAUGUACAGACAGAACAGAGGGCGCCUGAAACACUGGUUCUAGAACAGACACAAGAAGAGAUCGAAACAUUAGGAGAACAACAAACACAGAGGCAGAUUGAAGUGUUGGAACCAGAACAGACACAGGGGCAGAGGAAGGUAAUUGGAGUGGAACAGAUGCAGUUACAGGCAGAAACAUUGGAACUAGACCUGACCCAAGCACACAUGGAAACGGUGGUACUUGAGCAGACACAAGAACAUGUAGAGCUGAUGCAGCUAGAACAUCUGGGACAGUUAAAGACUGUAGAAUUAGGGGAGGCACAUUUGCAAGUAGAUGCUUCGGAAGUUCAGCAGACACAGUUAGAAAUGGAAACAGUUGAAUUGGAACUGACACAGGUGCAGGUGGAAACAGUGGAAUUAGAAUUGACAGAGGUUCAGGUGGAUACAGCAGAAUUGGAUCUGACACAGGUUCACAUGGAAUCUGCAGAGUUAGAUCUGGCCCAGGCCCGAAUGGAAACUGAUGAAUUAACACUGGCACAGGUACAAGUGGAGACUUCAGAUUUAGAAUUGGAACAGGUGAAAACCGCAGAAUUAGAGCAGACAGAGAAACAGACAAAGACGUUGGAACAGGUGGAAACACACCCUCGGAACAAGAGCAAAGGAGCAAGCCUGCAACAAAUAGCAGCUGAAAAAGACAGAGAAACUGGUCAAAAACUUGAACAUUCUCAGCAACUAUCAGGAAACAAUCCUGGGGAAAAGGAGAAAACCUCAAAACAAACGCAGCAACUUGCACCAACACUAUGUCAGUCUUUACUUCCGCCAGGGGGACCAGAGCGGGACACAAGUCAGCACCAAGAAAUCCAACUUCACACCCUGAAGGUGCAAAGUUUGUCUAAGCGGUCAGAAAAUAAAACCAUAGAACCGGUACAAGAGAGUCCGACAUCCCCGCCUAUUCUGGCAAAAAAACUGGUGAAAGGAGGUCAACGGACACAAUCGAAGAAGACGACACCGGAAGGGAAGUCGGCAAAGCGUUCCCAACCUUUAAAGAGUGAGUGGGAAUUCCCAGGGCACGCACAACAGGGUAAGGACCUAGUACAGCACUGCGAGACUCAGUCAAAAGCCAAACGCACAAAAAGCCCGCGGUCAAAGAAGGAGCGUCUUGUUGUGCGGUUCAUUGCUCCAGAGAAGGUAAAACAGUCCAGGAAGCAGAAGCCAGUUCAGACGCACCACAUUUGUCUAACGGUCGACAGGGGCCACGAACAACAAAAGAUGCAGGCUACACCACAGUUGGUGCAGAAGGUGCAGCUACAGCAAAAAACAGUGGAAGGAAAAAACGUCAAGACUCAGGUUUUACCACAGGACAAGAUGGCGCAUCAGCAAAUUCAACAAAUAGUGUCAGUGAAAGAGAAGGUGCAACAAGUGCCCCUAACAAAAAAGAAAGUGCAGAAAUGUGUAGUGGGUCAAAAUCGGUUGGAGCAAAAUGAGGAGAAAGCGCCAAUGCGAAUAGAAAAAAAGAAAAAGCUAGUACCCAAAAGGGGACAGCGAAGUGAAAAGGAAGGAACACCGCCCGAAAAGAAGCGUAGGAAAAAACAAGAGAAAGUUCAAGAUCAGAAUAAGAAACAGAAAAAUCAAGUUGCAGAAAAUAGAGAUAAAGAAAAAAUAAAGCAGCAUUCCCUGCUAUUACUGAAAGGACACAAACAACCCCAAUUAAAGGUUCACAAAUUGGAUCCCAGUAAGACCCAACAGCAGCCGCAGCGACUCCUGUCCUGUCCAUCUCAAGCUCUUAAACCCCCACAAGACCCUCAGACACCGGCGAUGAAAAAACAGCAAAAACUCAAAAAAGCACAACAACAGCAGCAAAAAAAGCAAAGUCAAAAACAGCCAAAACCCCAAACGAAAAGAAAGCAAAAACAGGCCGUAUCACUGCUUCCUCACCUUCUUCCAUCCCCAUCGUCACCCCCCAUUCAGGUAAAGCCUAAGACUAACCGUAAGCGCAAAGCCUCCUUGGCUGGGGCAGCUGAAACAGCCCUGGGGUCCCCGCAUGCUCGCCGGGCACUUGCGUGCGCGGAUUGUGGUGAGAGAUUCUCUGAGGUUUUACCGUUGGAGGAGCACAAGGCAGCUGUGCAUACCUUGGGAAACGGGCCUGGAAAAUGCAAUUCGGGUGGCAGUGUUUGUGGGGGUAUCUCAAGGACAGAAAGGGAAACCGCUCUUGGGUUGGGCGCGGAAAGCCUGACCCAAGAAACAUCGGGCCAAGGACGGGACUUAACCAGUUUGGGUGACAAUAGAGCUGACAAAACCCCCAUUCUGCCAGUCCCAGGAGAGGGUGCCUUGCGGAGUCCAGAAGGGGACGCUAGGUUGGCUGGUUUGGGUGGCGAAAUGGGCCUACCUGUAGAUCUUGUCCAGACACCAAAGUUAAGUGAGAGCGUGCUAGGAAAUACAAUCCACCCAGACAAUUUUGGGAUACAGGUUGCAACGGAUUGGGAUAUGGAGGCGGAAAUGGGGGAAAUUGGAUUAGGUGAUAAAGUUGAGCGAGUCUCUUUCCCAGCCCUGAACCCCUCCCCAUCCCUGUCCCUUGCUACUGCCUGCGUCGAAGUUGAAGGUAAAGACGGAGGAGGAACAGUCAAUGGGGAGAGCAUCAAGGAGUCUGUGCCAAGCAUUACCUCAGACUUGUGUGCAAGUGCUAAUGAACAUUCAGAGGACUUAAAAACACAGCAAAGGGAGGAGUUUAAUGGCAGUAUGAACUUCUCCAAGGAUUGUGCCGAAGAUAACAGCCAUAACAGAAUGCAAAGUGGAGUAAAGAUUACGGAGGAUGCUCCACCGGUUGCCGUUCCGACAUCUCCCUGUUCUGUAUGUGUCUUUUCUCCAAGUCUGGAUAAAUCCUUCCAAGCUACGCCCACAGGCGGUCAUAACUGUGAGCAGUCACUCCAUCCCUCAUCCAGAGCACAACUGCAGAACUUCCAACAACUGGAGACUGCUAAAGAAGAAGGACAGAAUGAGGGAAGGGAAUUUGAAGAGAAAAACAAGGCCGAGGAAGAUACCUCUGGCAGUCUCCAGCUCACUACCUCUGUUCACAAACCCCAAAGUGUCACAGGGGAAGACAUAAAGGAGGAGCUGCUACUUGAGGUGGACAUAGUCACUGUUGGAGACCAAAGUAUGGAGGGCAGCACCUUAUCCCAGGAUGGCACUCAUUCAUUGGAUGGCAUUCCAGAAGUCUCCCAUACAGCUUCUUGCUAUUUAAGCACGGAAACAACCCAAUUAAGCCUGCUGAAAUCUGCAGACACCCACACUCUUCAAACGAAGAAUCAGGACUUGAAUGCAAAUGUCAGUGUAGCUGCAACACAAGUGAGCUCCUGUUCUGCAGAUUGCAUUGAAAUCAAGCAGGAAGAAGAGGAGGUAGAAGUGGAGAGGAGGGAAGGAGGGAGGAGAAGGCUAGAGAGGGAGAGUACGGGGAGGAGCGGCAGAAGGAGAGGGAGGGGCGGGGACCAGAGAGGAGGGAGAAGGAGGAUUGGGUUAGAGAUCACAAGAGAAACGGAAUCUGAGGCAGGGACAGAAGGGUGCCCGGUGAUCUUUCAGCUGCAGUCACUCUCCAGCGAUUCCCCGAUCAAGGAAGAGGAAGGAGCAGAGCUUUUCCACCAUUCCAGACCUCCUCCCUUUAAAGUCCACCUCCAGCCUCAGAAUAUAGGACCCAGGUGUCAGCAGGGGGAGCUCCUGUUGGGCACAGGCAUCUCUGAGUCCUGUCUCCCAGCAUCAUUAGAGGAGUCCUCUGAUGAGCAGAUUGUUUUUGAGCUGGAGUCUGUCACCACAAGUGUGGAGGUUUUAAAAACGGAGGAGGGGAUGGAAGUAGAGGGAACAGAAGACCAAGUCAGAGUCCCAGGGGAUUGCCAGUCUCCCUCUAUCCUGUUUGAGAGGUUCUUUGCCGGUAGACAGAGGGAUGAGGGAGACAUGGAGCAAUGCCAGAAUGAACUGCGGAAUGACAGUAGACUGCAGGUGAAUCGUGCCUCCCUGGGCUUCGGGUUGGAAACGGGUCCCCAAAACAGAGCCAGUGGAAUGGCACUAAUGGGGGCUGUGACAGGUCAGGUGAUUAAGGUAGAGGACUUCUCCUCAAAUUUGGUGCCUUGCCAAAAUGGCCCAUCAGCUGCACCGGCAAGGAAGAGAGGAGCCGCUGUUGGUCAGGUUCAACCCUACGAGCAGCGGGGAGGAGUUCGGGUGUUUUUAGUGAAGGAAGAGAAUCCUCUCGUUUUGGACGAGCCCCAAGAGUUCCCAGGAUGUGGACAUGCAGAGUUGCCAGAUGAAGAGAUGAGGGUUGAGGGCAACAUUUGUGCAGACUCUGAGGCUAUGCUACUUGAUGACAGAGAAGGUGGAGGAGAUGGGGAAAGGGAAGGCGCAGUCAGUGCUUCUCCAUUGGCUCUUGACAUUGGGGUUCCUGGUGGCGAGCAGUGCAUAGUCUUUCGGGUGAAGGAGGAGGAGAGGGAGGUGGCAUUGGAUCCUCCUCAAAGAGAACAUGGUCUCUCAGUUUUGCUGGUGUCUAGGUCAGCGGCGCUGAAUCAGCAAGUUGACCAAGGCCAUACCAGCGCAGAUGGACCACUGGUAUCAGACCUCCAUCCUGGCUCUUUCACAGACAGCGAUGGGAUCUGGGUGUCUGUGCCCCCAGGGUGUGGGGCAGAGCAGGGUGCUGCAGAAAAUGAAGAAUGUGAACAGAGCAGAGAGAGGCUCAUACAGACAGGAUCACAGCCAGAUGUGUUUGUUUGUACUGGAGAAGGUGAACUGAACACAGGGCAGCAGAACACACAGGAGCUUCUAGAAUUCCUCGUGCAAACAUCUGAUGUGGAAUACUCAGACAGCUCUGAUUCUGAGCCUGAGGAGGAAGCCUUUGCCAUGGCCUGUUACCAUGAAGGCAGUAGCAGUGGCACAGGCAAACUCACAAGCAAAAAUCUUGAGCGUUCAAGAUUUAGUAUUCCGGUCGUAGAGAGGCCGGGUGGCUCUGUGGCUGAGGGCAACGGAGGAGGGGGACGGAAAGAGUUGACCCCAGUUGAAUAUUUCUCCCAGUAUUUGGACUGGGAGACGUGGGAGGAAAUUGCACACUGUACCCCCACCUUCUCUGAAACCCCCAACUCAGUCACAUCCAAAGAGGUGGCUCAGUUUGUUGGAAUUCACAUUGCAAUGGGAACACUGAAGUUCCCGGAUAAGCGGUUGUACUGGCAGGACUUCACCAGAGUGCCCCUGAUUGCCGAUGCCAUGCCCGCCUCCCGGUUUUUCCUGUUGGCGAAGAAGCUGAGACUGGCUCGUCGAGCUGAGGACCUGGAGACCCCCGGGGACGUAGGUGGGGGUGGGCACAGCCCGCACGCACACGGGGAGGUCGCCGGCGCGGAGGAGCCCGGGACCCAGCCCAGCGGCGGAGGCCCGGACCCUGAGGGAACUGCGGCGGCAGCUCGCGGGGGCGCUUCAGACGCGCCCCGUGGUUCGAGAAAAACGAACCCCGUUGGCCACCGCGGCGUCCCCUCGGACGAACUUGGGGGCGGAGCCAGCGAGCAGUGGUCAGAUCCGCAGAGCCGCGAGCCAGCUGGCCUCACGGAGAUGCGUGCAGACCCCCAGACCGGCGCAGCGAGGAUCGAGCACACACACAACACACGCAGUCGCGCGCAUUACACGCAAAGGCGGGCGCAGGAAACUGGCGAGGUGUCGACCUUAGAGGACCAAACACACAACGCCGCUAACGCACGUGGAAAUGCACAAAGACCUGUGGAAUUGAGUAAUAGCACAAAUAGCUCCUCAGGUGAUACUGACCCGCUCUGGCGGGUUAGAGGUUUGCUUGACAGAGUUCGAGCCGGCUGUCUUGCACUAAGUCAUGAAGGGAACUAUGGUGUAGACCAGCACCCUCUACAUUUGGGACAAUGCCGGAGAAAGAAAUCCCUCAAAAACCCUCGGCCUGUAUUGCAGUGUACUGUCCUAGUCGGGGCUGGCGGUUUGGUCCUAGAUUUGAACGUAAGCACGGAUGACUCUGGCAGAGAGGACACGCUACAGAGAAUUAUCCCCAAAAACAAAGAAAGCGGGGAGGCGAUAGUGUUUCUCUGCAAGGAGGAGCUUUGUACACCGGCGGUGCUGGAGCGCCUCCUUGUGGGCGGAGUGAGGAGCGCAGGGAGGGUAGGGGGAGUGAGAGGAGGGGUGGGCGAUGAGUUUGUGAGCUCUGAUGGGAAGUUGACUCUGCUCCGUUGCCAGCAAGGCUUCAUACUCUCUACUUUGACAGAGAGGCAGGCGCACCAGUUUUCUCUCAUCAAGGACUUUGAGGGCGUUCAGAAGGACGCCCAGCUGCACCGAGACCUGCUGAACCUGUACCGCACGCCGCUCACCGCCUCCUCGCCUGCGCGGUGGCCACAGUCCGUGCUCUGGCACCUCGCGGACCUGGCCCUGGUGAACUCCUGGCUGCAGCACAGACGGGAUCGCGGCGACUCGCGCGAGUCUCUCAGUCUCAUGGCGUUUCGGCUCGAGGUGGCAAAAGGGCUCAUCCACGCGAACGGCCGCAGUGCGCCCCAGUCCGCUCCCCCGCACCCUCCCGCUCCAAAACUGCCCAGUCGGGGUGAAGCGGUGUCGCCAGCGCCCCGCCCUGCGCUCCCUCUCCCAGAUGCCGCCGCUCGGUAUGACGGUUUGGGGCACUGGCCCGAGCAGGUAGCUGAGGGGGAGGGGGCCAGGUGCCGGUUCGGAGGCUGUGAGCGGACGUCCCGGGUACGAUGCCUCAAGUGCUGUGUCUUCCUCUGCAUCUCACGGAACCACAACUGCUUCCUGAAAUUCCACAUCCAGGGGAGCCUCUGAACCAGAAGCACCUUAGCCACCAGCUCAUCUUCUUCGCAAAAACAAAAAACGAAAAGAAAACGUAGAGCAUAUCUCAGUAUUCGCUUUAUCCUAAUAAUGAUGAUUUACAGUGAUGCCCUGAAUGUUGCCCACUCUCAGGCAGGAUGUCCUGAUUUCAAGUAAAUACCCUACAAGAUGUGCAAUUGUUUUAGGCAGUUGUUUAGGCAAGUAUGGACUUCAGCCCUUUCUUUUUUCCAGCACACCACAAGCAUGGAGUUCACUGGUGAUAUUAAUUUACCGGCACAGGAGUGUAAGCUCUACAGUCAUUCAUCAGACAUCUGUCCAAAUGGCCACAAGCUCUCCUCAAACCGUAUCUCAGUCUUGUGCUGAUCCUCAUUCAUUUUCUUCCGCCUCAGAAACCAAGCAGGCUCAAAAGUUUACGAAUGUGGUCCUUUGUGUCCAUAAUUCAUUGUAUAUUUGACCUUAUUCAUCUCCACUGUGGGAUUAAUCUUUCUAGCUGUACAUUACACUGUAGCUAUCUCACUCUAGGGAUUCCCAUAUGAUGUGUUACUUUUGGGUUUUCCCAUCUCAGCCAAGUUUUUGAGUUGGGCAUGGCUAAUUACAUUACAAUCUCUAGUCUAACUGUAAUUAUAAGUGUAAAUUGAAAAAAUGCAUUAUAUUCAGUUGCCACAUAAUUUUCCCUCUCCUUAUUUAACAGAGGAUGCUAUACCUAAAAGUUUUGUGUUUAUACCCUAUACUAACCCACAUACUGAGAUGAUCAAAUACCAACCCACAUACUGGGAUGAUCAGUGAAUCUGUCCAUCUCGAUGCCUAUAAAAGAAUGUUUUAAACGUUUUAAUAUUUGGAAUGGUUAUUUAUUUAUUUAUUUAUUGACAUUUUUCUCCCAUUUUCUCCCCAAUUUAGUUGUUAUACCAAUUCCCCGUGUGGACCAGCCACAGUCCUGGUCGAUGCGCUAUCCUCUGUCGGUCUGGGGAGGGUGUAGACUGCCACAUGCCUCCUCCGAUACAUGUGGAGUCGCCAGCCGCUUCUUUUGACCUGACAGUGAGGAGUUUCACCGGGAGAGCGUAAUGUGCGCGGAGGUUCACGCUAUCUCCCCCGGAUCCCCUCCCCUCUGGACAGGCACCCCGACCGACCAGUAGGAGUCGCUAAUGCAGCGAUCAGGACAUAUACCCUCACCGGCUUCCCACCCGCGAACACUGCCAAUUGUGUUCGUAGGAACAUCUGACCAAGCCGGAAGUACCGCUGCCAGGGAUUGAAUCCGGGUCUCUGCGGUGCAGAAUGGUUAUUGCAUUUAAAAUAGUUUUGUUUUUACAGCUGAGAUGUUCAUAAUGAUUGAGUCAAAAUUUUAAUUUCUACUUUGGCUUUAAAAAUAAGUCAUUUUAAUAUUAAAGCUGCUAGCCAGGCUACUUUUUCUGAGAAUCUGGAACAAGCAGUAAUCAAAUACAGUGAUGACUGAAUCUUCUAUGCACUGUAUAUACUACCGUUAGCUAACGAUAGCUAGUAACCUUCCUAGUAGUAAAAUUAAACUUCCACAUUGCGAGUGUGCAGGCUAUCCUUUGGUGAAAUUGCCACUUGCCGUCUUUGAUAUUUUAUGAAAUUGGCGACUUUUCCCAAUUGCUAAUAAAUCUUUGGAUUUGUUUGCAAAUAAAAAUUUGGUCCAGUUCAGUUAAAGCUAUUCUGUACUGUUUGGUCAUUCUGAAACGUUUUGUUCUCCCACAUCUUUGCGAACCGCACAGAACAAAGACGUUCAACGAAGCCUGCAAAGAUUUAAUGCGUCUAAUUGUCCGAAAAACUCAGUAGUGUAAUAAACCGAGACUAUUGCGAAUAAACAUUCUGCCAGUCUGCCGGCAGCUACUGCAGCCUUAUUUCCCAUCUGUCUCUUGCACAUUCCAAUUUUCCAGUUUCACAGUUUUUCAUGUUUCAUAGCUUAUUUGUCCUUCCAUUGUCUUUUCCCAGUAAUUUGCUCAAUUGUUUUCUUCACUCAUUUAGUUUUUUUGUUACUUUUGGUCUCGUGCAGUGAAACUUAUGUGAUUGUGUUAAAACAUUUGGGAACAAAGUCACAUUAUUGGAUGUUUUUAAUUAUCUGCCAUUCAGCUAUGUUGCUGAAACCUAUCUAAUGUGUAUGGAAAAGGCAUGAAUUUUUUCAAAACCAGUGAAUUUAAAAAAAAACUGGUGUGUUCUAAACAUGCAAGUAUUUAUUAUUGAAUGUAUAUUUAUGUUUGUGUGGGUAAGAGCCUAUCCCUCUGGACGAAUCCUGAAUAAAAUAUCCUAUGGCCAUAUCA
Molecule: messenger RNA, 10895 nt
Organism: Anguilla anguilla (European eel)
Lineage: Eukaryota; Metazoa; Chordata; Actinopteri; Anguilliformes; Anguillidae
Exons: 10
Coding region: 451-8613 (2720 amino acids)
Biological process (GO): regulation of transcription by RNA polymerase II
Molecular function (GO): DNA-binding transcription factor activity; RNA polymerase II cis-regulatory region sequence-specific DNA binding
Source: RefSeq, a predicted model, not a curated record